AUGUUGCUCUUGGUGGCGCUUUUAGCAGUUUCGAACGAGGCUACAAAGCGAGUCAAUCGGCAGGUCGCUGCCUGCAUGUUGCCUCGAGAGACUGGACCGUGCAGAGCCGCAUUUCCUCGCUUCUACUUCGAUCUGAAGAGUGGCGAAUGCAAGCGAUUUAUCUACGGAGGUUGUAACGGAAAUGAUAACAACUUCACUGAUGAGGCUGAGUGCAAAAAGGCUUGUGUCAAAAAA
Messenger RNA from Mesorhabditis belari, 234 nucleotides. NCBI's taxonomy places the organism in Eukaryota, Metazoa, Nematoda, Chromadorea, Rhabditida, Rhabditidae. The record is from the annotation of a GenBank genome assembly.